Grosmannia clavigera kw1407 is the source of this 1230-nucleotide messenger RNA. RefSeq lists its product as uncharacterized. The coding region runs from base 1 to 1230 and encodes 409 amino acids. Lineage: Eukaryota; Fungi; Ascomycota; Sordariomycetes; Ophiostomatales; Ophiostomataceae. The record is from RefSeq and is a predicted model, not a curated record. The transcript is spliced from 3 exons.
AUGUGGGUUUACUGCGAGAAGUGCCGUCGUGCUUGUCCCCGCGAAUGCAUGAACAGCCACCAGCACCAGUUUCUGUGCCACUUUCGAGGCUGUCCGCAGAACCGCCGGCGGUAUGCUGUCAUUCCCGUGGCUGUCCAGGUUGACGAGAACGGGGAGCCGCCGGCCGGGUUUUAUGCGCCGGGCAAUUAUCCGGCACCGGAGGGUCCCAGACCAGGAUCGGGCCCUCGUCCGACUCCUCACAACCACAACGGCUCUCGCAACCGUAACGGUCCUCGAAACUUCAACGGUUCCCGUGAAAACAUCCCCCGUCCGCACUCGUCCUCUCGCUCGUCCGCACCGCCACCCCUACCGCGUAGCCCGAUCUCGCGGGCUCGCCCAACCCCUUGGCGCCCCCCACACGGGUACGCAGAGACGAUUGUGUCUCAGGAGAACGUUGCCGGUGAAAGCCGUCCCCUCUCUCCCCGUCUGUCUGAUCCGUCUGAUCCGUUUGAUCCGUCUGGCAACCAGGGAAACCCCUGCCGCGACAUUAUACGGGCCCGCGACAUCGUCCGGGCAUCCGGGCCAGACGACGACGACGACGAUGAUGAUGAUGGCAGCGAGACCGAAGAGGAGCUCUAUGUCCAGGACAAGAACGGUAAGUGGGUGCUCGAGAACGACCGCCCGCGCGAGUGUGGGCGUGCAGGCAGACAUGAAUGCGGACAGACAUUUGAGAUGCCCAUCCGCGGCGGUGUUCAUCACGAGGUCCCGCCGCCGGCCCCGUCGCCACCGCUCGAUAAUCCUUGGGAGGGGCAUCGUUCUCGGGGAAAUCCCCGGUAUCCUCCCAACAGCAGCCGCAACGCCACCGUCGAUUUUGAGAGCCGCCCGGCAGCACCUCGUCCACGAGAGCGCCGUCCCAGCGAGCCCCGCGAGGAGAGUCGUCGCAGUGAAGAUCGUCGUGGGCCGCAUAUCGAGCGACAAAGCGAAGGCCGUCGUCGGCGCAGCGUCAGCCGUCCUCCAAGUGAGUACAAUCCCCCCGGCACUCCCCGUGACGAUGUCGAGAGCGGCUACAGCCAUGUUGACAGCGGCUUCCGCCAUGUCGACAGCGGCUUCCAGCAGCAUCGCCGCUCGAGCCGUUCGGACUCCCAGCCUCCACCGCCGCCGGCGCCAUCGCCUCCGCCCACGUACACGACCCCUUGCCACCCACACAGCCACUCGUCGUAUGGCCGUGGCUAUGGCACGUAUCGACGCUGA